GGAGGAGAGGAGGAGGCGGAGGAGGGACCAGAUCGCCGGUCCUGGAGCUCGAACUGACCGCCGACAGGAUCAGGGACCCGGGGAGCCCCAAACUCACUGAGGUGUCCCCAGACAUGAAGGAACGGAAGGAGGACCUGAAGGUGCUGGAAGAAGAGGGCCAGACUAAAAUCAAGCAGAGAAGGAGCCGGACUAAUUUCACUCUGGAGCAACUAAACGAACUGGAGAGGCUGUUUGAUGAGACCCACUACCCUGAUGCCUUCAUGAGGGAAGAGAGAGCCAGAGGCUGGGACUGUCAGAGGCCAGAGUACAGGUCUGGUUUCAAAACCGAAGAGCGAAAUGCAGGAAGCAGGAAAACCAGCUCCAUAAAGGGGUUCUUAUCGGAGCAGGCAGCCAAUUUGAAGCUUGUCGUGUAGCACCUUAUGUCAACGUGGGCGCUUUGAGGAUGCCAUUUCAGCAGGUUCAGGCACAGCUGCAGCUGGACAGUGCAGUGGCACAUGCUCAUCACCACCUCCACCCUCAUCUGACAGCACAUGCUCCGUAUAUGAUGUUCCCUGCUCCACCCUUUGGUCUUCCACUGGCAACACUAGCAGCAGAAACAGCAACGGCUGCGUCAGUAGUGGCUGCAGCUGCAGCAGCCAAAACAUCCAGCAAGAACUCAAGUAUUGCAGACCUCAGACUGAAAGCCAAAAAGCAUGCAGCUGCCCUGGGGCUGUGA
Molecule: messenger RNA, 715 nt
Organism: Staurois parvus
Lineage: Eukaryota; Metazoa; Chordata; Amphibia; Anura; Ranidae
Source: the annotation of a GenBank genome assembly